Morus notabilis is the source of this 1449-nucleotide messenger RNA. Its product is annotated as dihydroorotase, mitochondrial. The coding region runs from base 177 to 1310 and encodes 377 amino acids. NCBI's taxonomy places the organism in Eukaryota, Viridiplantae, Streptophyta, Magnoliopsida, Rosales, Moraceae. Gene Ontology annotation, cellular component: chloroplast; cytoplasm. Gene Ontology annotation, biological process: 'de novo' pyrimidine nucleobase biosynthetic process; pyrimidine nucleotide biosynthetic process. The transcript is spliced from 9 exons. The record is from RefSeq and is a predicted model, not a curated record. Gene Ontology annotation, molecular function: dihydroorotase activity.
CAUCUCCGUCUAUAAUCGCCAUACGUUUGCCGCCACAGUCGCCGGAGCUCAGCCAUAGCAGCUACAUUUCGUAAAACCCUCGCCAGCCUCAGCGACAAUCGUCGUUAGCUCCUGAAGUUGACAGUAUAAUUUGUGCAAAUUCAAAGGAGGCUUUUUCUGUCUUCUGGUAUUUUGGCAUGAUCAAGUCUGCUGUUCUUCCUUGCAAGGCUUCGACAUUUCCCCCUGCAAAGUCUGAGGGGCCUAACUUGUUGAAGUGCAAAGGAAUAAGGAUGGAGCUCACUAUAACACGCCCUGAUGAUUGGCAUCUUCACCUUCGUGAUGGAGAUCUACUCAAAGCUGUUAUCCCUCACAGCUCAAACCACUUCGGUAGGGGAAUUGUGAUGCCAAAUCUGAAACCACCCGUCACUACAACAGCUGCAGCUGUGGCUUACAGAGAAUCCAUAUUGAAAGCACUGCCUGCCGGUAGCGACUUCACUCCUCUCAUGACACUUUAUUUGACAGAUACCACAAGUCCGAAUGAGAUCAAGCUUGCUAGAAAAAGUGGGGCUAUAUUUGGUGUGAAGUUGUACCCUGCUGGUGCAACAACAAAUUCUCAAGAUGGGGUUACAGAUCUUUUCGGGAAAUGUCUACCUGUCCUUGAGGAAAUGAUUGAGCAGAAUAUGCCUUUACUUGUUCAUGGGGAGGUUACGGAUCCUAGCGUUGAUGUAUUUGAUCGUGAAAAAGUUUUCAUUGACACUGUUUUACAACCUUUAAUCGAGAGGCUUCCGCUGCUGAAAGUUGUGAUGGAGCAUAUAACCACUGCAGAUGCCGUUAGAUUUGUGGAGUCAUGCAAAGAAGGCUUUGUGGCAGCAACUGUCACACCACAACAUCUCCUACUUAAUAGAAAUUCUCUCUUCCAAGGAGGAUUGCAGCCUCAUAAUUACUGCCUCCCGGUUCUUAAAAGAGAGAUACAUAGACAGGCUAUUGUGUCUGCUGUUACUAGUGGAAGUAGAAGAUUUUUUCUUGGAACUGAUAGUGCUCCUCAUGAGAAAAGAAACAAAGAAUGUUCUUGUGGGUGUGCUGGUAUAUUCAAUGCCCCUGUUGCACUAUCCUUAUAUGCCAAAGUCUUCGAAGAGGCUGGUGCUCUAGACAAGCUAGAGGCAUUUACAAGCUUUAACGGUCCGGAUUUCUAUGGGCUUCCGAGGAAUACUUCAAAAAUCAAACUGAGAAAGACUCCUUGGAAGGUUCCAGAUUCUUACUCAUUUUCGUUCGGAGAAAUUGUCCCAAUGUCCGCCGGUCAAACACUCGAGUGGAAACCAUCUUUUGCCUGAUUCACCUCUCAACUUAAGAGAAUAAGUUAUGUCUUCUUUUAUCUUCUGUGAUUUCUAUGUAACAGCUUUUUGCUCUCUUCUAUGAAUUAACAAUACAAUAUGAAGCAAAUAACCAUAAUUCUCAAUUGCCCAUUUGUAU